Cuscuta campestris is the source of this 1811-nucleotide messenger RNA. The record is from the annotation of a GenBank genome assembly. Lineage: Eukaryota; Viridiplantae; Streptophyta; Magnoliopsida; Solanales; Convolvulaceae.
CACAGCAUGGAGAAGGUUACUCCUCGCCGCUUCUAUACUAGUUUUCACUAGUCCCCUCCGUCUUAAUAUGGAGCAGAGCUUAGACCCAGAUUUAUUUUACCUAAUAUGCAUGAGAAUCUCUUUGUUUUUUUGAUAAAUUUGUAUUUUUGAGGAGCCAUGCCAAAGUCAAACGUUCCCUCAUCAGUUUCUCAAAGCGAGGAUGAUGAUGGCGAAGAAAAUGAAGAAAUUGGGAUUGCUGAAAUUGCACCAAAACUUUUGUUUUGUUCAUCCAUCUCUCUCACUGCUGAAGAGAUGGAAUGCUUAAGCAUGGUAGGAAGUUCAAUGAAUGAACCUCCGAAAAGAGUAGGAGCAAAAGCUUUGAAUAGAGAGGGCAUUGAGGACGAAGAGAAGGUUAAAAGCAGUGAAGAAGAAACAAUGAAUGACAAUAAUUUCUGUGUUUGGCCAACCCCAGCAGAUGGGAAGAGUCAUUCUCAGUGGCAUGGGUUUUUCAAGAAGCUAAAGAAAGGACAAGGAAUGAGCUUGCACACAUUCCAUCCUAGCAUACCGGCUCUGCCCUCCAUGAAGAAGGCCCCAAAGAAAAGAAUUCGCAAGAGUUUGCCCGCGCUCCCUGCUGAAAUGGACGCGCAGUUAGUGCCUUCAUGCUUUGAGACCUCAUGGAAGAAUUUCUCCCUUUCUGAUCUACAAAAAAUCACUAACAACUUUAGCCCAGAAAAUUUGAUUGGAGAGGGAGGGUAUUCCGAAGUGUACAAGGGACACUUGGAAGACGAACGGCUAGUGGCAGUGAAGAGACUGAUUAGAGGAAGUCCUGAGGAGAUGACAGCAGACUAUUUAUCAGAGCUAGGGAUUUUGGUACAUGUCAAUCAUCCCAACAUUGCAAGUGUUAUUGGGUAUGGAGUUGAAGGUGGAAUGCACCUUGUUCUGCCAUUGUCACCUAAUGGGAGCUUAGCAAAUUUGCUUAAUGACCAAAAGGAAAAACUAGUUUGGCAAUCUCGAUACAACAUUGCUUUAGGCACGGCAUCAGGCCUGUCUUAUCUUCAUGAAGGGUGUCAACGAAGAAUUAUCCAUCGAGAUAUCAAAGCUGCUAAUAUUUUAUUGUCGCAAGAUUUUGAGCCUCAAAUAUCUGAUUUUGGGCUCGCGAAAUGGCUCCCUGAUCAAUGGACUCACCUCACUGUAUCUCAAUUUGAAGGCACAUUUGGAUAUCUCCCUCCAGAGCUCUUCAUGCACGGAAUUGUGGAUGAAAAAACUGAUGUCUAUGCUUACGGGGUGUUGCUGUUGGAGAUAAUCACAGGGCGACCUGCUUUGGAUCAAUCCCACAAUAGCGUAGUGAUGUGGGCCAAACCUUUUUUGCUCAAAAGAAAUAUAGCAGAGCUCGCGGAUCCAGCUCUUGGGGGAGUGUAUGACUUGGAAGAGAUGAAUCGCAUGGCCAUGGCUGCUUCUUUGUGUAUACAACAAUCUUCUGCUGAUAGACCUCCAAUGAGCAAGGUUGAGAGAAUGUUAAGAGGAGAUGAGGACGCGUUGCAGAUGAAUUCAAAGUUCCAAAAGCGACAUGCUCUUGGGAGGGGAAAUGCGAUGGAGGCAUUCAAUGAACACCUACUCGACCAGCCAUCAACUUCAGCCGAGGACGCUACUUAGAUGCAUACAUUUGUAAUUAACACUUGAUCACAACAUUUCUCACUUAGAACGUGUAGAUGUUUUUUCCAGCAAAUUCUUUAGUUUUGAACCAUUUUUUAGUGGAACCAAAGCGCUAACUUCAAGUGUAGAUUCUUCUUGUCCCUUCACCUUGAAAUGUGUAAUGAAGGUCUAGUGUAUCU